AUGAUGCAGAUAAUGCCGAUAUUGGUGGCAGACGAGAGUGCAUUGAAGGAUGGACCGGAGGGAGAGCUGCGUGCUUUGCAGGUCAAGGCGUUCCGGCUGUAUGCCGUGUUCUACAAGGCGUUUAUGGGGGUCCACACAGCGGUGGCCAUUCCGCGCACAAGAGGCGGCGAGCUGGUGGCCAAAGGGACAUUUGUGAAGGCGUCGCCCCGAGAGAGGUGGUAUUCGGAUGUGGCGCUGCUCAAUGACAAGGGUGGGGACUGCUGCAACCUCACGGGAUGUACGCAGCUGCACAAGACAGUGGAGGAUGUGAGGUUCUCGAUGGUGGAGCUGAAAAGCCUGCAGAGAGUGGUGCACGUGUGCCCUUCGUACAGCAACAAAAAGGCCCUGCUUGCUACCGCACAUCCGGAUGACGUGUUCUGCUUCCACGAGAUUAAUUUUCUUCCCAGCCGGCUGCCGAAGUCGUACAUUCCGGAUAAGCGCAAUGUGGUGGAGCGUAUCGUCAGCGUCGGCAUCCUCUUCAACGCGACGGGGAGUUGUUCCGCAGUGCCUCUUGUGGUGCUAGAGCCAUCCAAUAGGCCCGAGCGCCGGCGGGCGAGCGCCGCAUCGCGCAAGGUGGCCGUUCGCCGUGAUCGCAACACCAUCAUCCUCACCAUUCACAAGGCGCAUCACAUCACAGGCAAGGUGGCGCCGCCCGUCGCGGAGCACGGCUUCAGUGUGCAGCACCUCACGAACACCCGAGUCGUCAACAUUCGUGGAUCGGUUCCGGAGACGGGCCUGCCGCACCUGCAGGGAGUGGGUGACGCGCUAAAGGCGUAUUACCGCGUUAUGGUGAUGAGGCGUGCGAUAGCGUCCAAGCGGUUCCAGUUCGACUAUUCGGCUUCCAUCGCUGAUGUCGACUAUAGCGACAUACUCGAGUGGGUGGGAGAAGCGUGGACUCGUGUGCGCACGGCUACCAUGCAGCGGAGCUGGUGGCGCGCAGGAUGCGUGCCGGCGAGCUGGCCGCCCCUGAUGGCGUACCUGGGUGACACGUGCGCAACCAGCAUGUUCGAGCCUAUUAUUUCGGUAUGCGUCGAUUCGCAGUUGCUCAUCGAGAAGUUCAAGGUAAAGCCUGCGUGCUACAUGACGACCGCGGAUUUUAUCAACUGCGACGCGGGACUAUGCUUGGAUCAGGGAUUCAGAGCCACACCUGCUGCCAGCGCGUCCGAUGACUCGUCGGGCGACAUGAGCCUGCCAGACGGCCCAUUGCUGCGGGACGAGUGUAGUAAGAGGCGCGUGAUACGCAACGUCACAAACGCGUACGUGGAGCGUGCCGAUGAGCUCGGCAUCCCCCCGGCGGCUAUGCCAGCAGAGGUCGGAGCAUCGAACCAGAAGGUGAUUUCCCGCCUAUGCAGGACGCCUGUCAAGAGGGCUCGCGCAGGGGGGCGAGCUGAGAACGGGACAGCCGAAGAAGUGCUGCGGAGUGAUGAAGUGCUGGAGAGUGAUGACGACCAGUAG
Messenger RNA from Closterium sp. NIES-65, 1494 nucleotides. NCBI's taxonomy places the organism in Eukaryota, Viridiplantae, Streptophyta, Zygnematophyceae, Desmidiales, Closteriaceae. The record is from the annotation of a GenBank genome assembly.